Molecule: messenger RNA, 1686 nt
Organism: Colletotrichum costaricense
Lineage: Eukaryota; Fungi; Ascomycota; Sordariomycetes; Glomerellales; Glomerellaceae
Product: xylan 1,4-beta-xylosidase
Exons: 6
Coding region: 1-1686 (561 amino acids)
Biological process (GO): carbohydrate metabolic process
Molecular function (GO): hydrolase activity, hydrolyzing O-glycosyl compounds
Source: RefSeq, a predicted model, not a curated record
AUGAAGAUGCUCGUUGCUAUGCGUGUGCUAUUCGCACUCUGCCUCUUGCUCACACCAACGUGGGCGAUUUGGAACCCCAUCAUCUCGGGCUUUAACCCUGAUCCUGCAAUUCUUCGGGUAAGGGAUGAUUAUUACAUUGCCACGUCGUCGUUCGAGUACUGGCCUGGGAUGCCGAUAUAUCACAGCAAGGAUCUGUCGAAUUGGACGCUUAUUUCGCACGCCUUGACGAGGCCGGAGCAGCUGCAACUCUACGGCGUCCCAACCGGAGCUGGCGCCUGGGCACCAAGCCUAGCCCACUUCCACAACAAAUUCUGGCUCUCGGGCAUGACGCGCUGGACCUACGACCCCGCAGCCCGCGUCUGGCCGCGGGUGUGGUUCAUCUCCUCUCCGGACCUCGUAACCUGGUCUGACCCCGUCUGGGCGGAGCCAUGGGGCAUCGACCCAGAGCUCUUCCAUGAUUCGUCGACGGGGAGGAUGUAUUUGAACCUGAUGGCGCCGAACAAUAAUCAAGAGAGGCUUUGGGGGAUUGCGCAGUGCGAGGUCGAGCUUUCGAGCGGAGCGUGCGUUGGAGAGUACAAGAGUCUUUGGAAUGGGACGUUGGAGAGGAAUGCGACGGCUAGGCCUGAGGGGCCAAAGAUGUUUUUAAGGGGUGGGUGGUAUUUUCUGGUUAUUGCUGAGGGCGGCACUGAUGAGUUGCAUCGAACCUCGAUUGCUCGGAGUAAGUCGCCCUCUGGACCGUUUGAGGCUUGUCCGCAUAAUCCCCUCAUGUAUAACGGACAAUGGGGGGCCAAGAACUUGACCGUGCAGUCGACGGGGCAUGCAACGUUUGUAGAGACUGCUGAUGGGGAGUGGUAUGCUUCCUUCAUUGCGAGGCGGAAUGUGAAUGGCAGCUCGCCACUCGGCCGUGAGACCUUUCUGGCGCAAGUGACAUGGGAAAACGACUGGCCCAGCAUCAACAACGGGAAGCCCAUUAUUCUCAGCGAAGAGAUCGGGCCCAAGACAGGAAUCAAAAAGACACCAGCCCCCUGGGUAGACGACUUCUCCGGAAGGGAGCUUGAUCCCUCGUGGUACCAGCUCCGAACGCCGUACGUCAAGUCGUAUGAUGUUGAUAACGGGCAUUUAGUCUUCAAGCCUAACGUCUUUGGCUUGAGUGAUCGGGAUCAUCCCGCGGCGGUGCUGCGGAAACAGACGUCGUUGAACAUGACGUUUUCUGCGGAGCUGCUUGGGUUUGAGGGCGUGUUGGGGCAGAGGAUGAGAGUUGGGGUGUCGAGUUACUUGAGUGAGUUCCAGCACCAGGAUAUCGGUGUCAAGGGGUGCGAUGGUGGGAUUGGGGGUAUAUGUUUGUAUACCGAGGUUAGGAGGAAUGGCACUGUGGAUUACUGGCAACGACCCCUCAACUCAUCGUCUCUGCUCAAGAGCGGGCUGAGACUUGAUAUCCGGGCUGAACCAUUGACAUACCACCUGGGCUAUAGCAUUGGCGAUGGCGAGCCGACGUACGUCGCAGAGAUUGAUUCGAGGUGGCAGGCUUUCGCGCCAACGGGGUAUUACGUGUUCACUGGAGCAUCUUUUGCGUUGUUUGCGACUGGUGAAGGUGAGCCGUGGCCUUUUGAUGGGCCGAAAGUUGGGUUCACGCGAGUCGAGGAGAGGUAUCACGAGGAAGACAUUGGAGACUAUGACCGUUGGUGA